Molecule: messenger RNA, 1953 nt
Organism: Fusarium vanettenii 77-13-4
Lineage: Eukaryota; Fungi; Ascomycota; Sordariomycetes; Hypocreales; Nectriaceae
Exons: 6
Coding region: 1-1953 (650 amino acids)
Molecular function (GO): copper ion binding; oxidoreductase activity
Source: RefSeq, a predicted model, not a curated record
AUGUCGCCUGUGUCAGAGUACGGCUUUCAUCAUCCAGCCCAGCGUCCUCUUGGACCGCCACCCACACAUACCCAUGAACUUGACUAUGGUCACUACCCAAUCUUCCGGCCCCCAGCAGCAAAUCCAGGCGACCAUGACUUUGUCUGCGACUACAGUGCAAUGGAGGGCUGGUUCCCUUGCUCGAUACCCGAGAACAGAGAAUGCUGGCUUCGAAACAAAGAGGGCCAAGAGUUCAACAUUCAUACCAACUAUGAAAAGUUUGCUCCGAUCGGCAUUACUCGACACUAUACCUUGAACAUCACCGAUGGGGCAUUCAAUGCUGACGGUCAGCCCUUCAAGACAGCGAAGCUGUUCAAUGAGUCCUAUCCUGGUCCCUGGCUUGAAGCGUGUUGGGGAGAUACUGUCAACAUCACCGUGAUAAACAACAUGAGCGAAAAUGGCACCAGCAUCCACUGGCACGGGAUUCGACAGAACCAGACGAUGGAUAUGGACGGUGUCAAUGGCAUCACCCAAUGUCCCAUUGCACCUGGCCAGAACUUCACAUACAGCUUCAAGACAACGCAGUAUGGAACCUCUUGGUAUCAUAGCCACUACUCUGUACAGUAUGCAGAUGGUUUACAAGGUCCACUGACGAUUCAUGGCCCAUCAUCUGCUCCCUUUGACGCUUCCAAGCGCCCGUUGCUUAUGACUGAUUGGUCUCAUAACAGCGCCUUUCAGCUUCUGUUCAACCGUAAUUGGGGAAACAAGACUAUCCUCCUAAACGGUGCAGGAAACGUUUCUCACUACGGGUACACCCCCACCCUCAAAGUUCCUGACAAUUACGUCUUGCAUUUUAACAAGACACCCACCGACAAGCCCACACGGCCAAAGAGAUACCUCCUCCGCUUGAUCAACACCUCUUUCGACUCGACUUUUGUCUUUUCCAUUGACAAUCAUUGGCUUCAGAUCGUAUCAGCUGACUUUGUGCCCAUCGAACCAUACUACAACACGUCCGUCUUGAUUGGCAUCGGUCAGCGAUACAAUGUCAUUGUAGAGGCCAACCCCCUUGCUGGUGAUGAUAACCCCAUCCCAGAAGACGGCAACUUCUGGAUCAGGACCUGGAUUGCGGAUAAUUGCGGUAUACAACCAGGAGGCGCAGGCUAUGAAGAGACUGGUAUCCUCCGAUACGACAACACGAGCACGUCAGACCCAACAUCGCGGCCUUGGACGAGAAUCAGCAAGGCCUGUUCGGACGAGACAUACUCUUCGCUGAGGCCCAAGAUACCGUGGUAUGUCGGCCCUGCAGCUAACGCUAAGAAAGCGGACGACCUUGCUGGUGAGCAGUUCAAUGUCACUUUUGACAGAACCGCAGGUACGAGGCCAGAGUUUGUGGACUAUCCUUUGGCUCUUUUUUCGAUGCAAGAAUCCGCCGACCCGGAUUUCAGACCGCUUCAGAUCAACUAUUCUGAUCCGGUCAUGAUGCAUCUUGACUCACAUGUCAACACCUUCCCCCGCAAGUGGGUGGUGAUUCCUGAAGACUACACCGAGGAGCAAUGGGUCUAUCUUGUCUUGACAAUGGAGGACAGUAGCAUCGCUACAAGAGCUCACCCGAUUCAUCUCCAUGGGCAUGAUUUUGCUCUUCUGCAGCAAGAGGAAAAUCAAGAGUAUCAUCCCAGCAGGCUCAAUCUCACCCUCGACAACCCUCCCCGCCGAGACGUGGUGCUCCUACCCACUGGCGGCUUCGUUGUCAUCGCCUUCAAGGCCGACAACCCUGGAAGCUGGCUCAUGCAUUGUCACAUAGCCCGACAUGCAUCCGAGGGUUUGGCGUUGCAAAUUCUGGAGCGUCAGAGUGAUGCCAAUAAGCUUUUCCCGUGGGACUCUCCCAACAUGAUUGAGGCGAAUAGGGUUUGUGAUGAUUGGAAGAGUUGGCAUGAGGAACAUGAAGACCUUUUCGAGGGUGACUCGGGUAUUUAA